AUGGCAGUCGUGCCUGCCGUGGCAGCCGCGGGGCCGCGUGCCGCGUGCUCUAAGCUGCAGAGCUCUGGGUCGAUGUGGGCGGCAGCGGCGGCAUCAGGCGUCGCAGCUGCGGGGCCGGAUGGAGCAGCAGCGGGAGCAGCUGCAGAAGCAGCGCGGGAGCAGCGGCGGGAGCAGCGGCGGGAGCAGCGGCAGGGGCGGCGGAGGGAGCAGCACCUGCAGCCGUGCCCUUGCGGCGAG
Messenger RNA from Monoraphidium neglectum, 237 nucleotides. RefSeq lists its product as hypothetical. NCBI's taxonomy places the organism in Eukaryota, Viridiplantae, Chlorophyta, Chlorophyceae, Sphaeropleales, Selenastraceae. The record is from RefSeq and is a predicted model, not a curated record. The annotation marks the transcript as partial. The transcript has a single exon.